Molecule: messenger RNA, 6213 nt
Organism: Diabrotica balteata
Lineage: Eukaryota; Metazoa; Arthropoda; Insecta; Coleoptera; Chrysomelidae
Source: the annotation of a GenBank genome assembly
AGUUGUAAUAGCUGUGUUGGAGUUGAUUGUUGACUGGAUAUCUGCGAAUUUUGUGUGUUUAUGUGGCCAACGUUUGGGAAUAAGUAUGGAUCUCCUACAUAUUAUGAAAUUUGGAUAUGCAGUAGUAAUUGGUAGCAUAAUUAUUAUGAUAUGGAUUUCAAUGAUAGAGUCCAAACAAGUGGAAUUAGUUAACUAUCCUCCUUGCUUCUUUAAUCCGCUUUGCAGUUGUUCCAAGUCAGUGCCAGACUUGGGAAUUGUACGAUGCCAAGAUGUUCAUCUGCCAAGAAUACCGGAAACUGUCAACACAUCUAAAGUGUUUAUGUUGCAUAUGGAAAAUAAUGAGAUGAGAAGUUUGGAACCUUACUUUCUACAAAGUACAGGAUUAUAUAAAAUAAUUAUCAGCGAAAAUCCCCUUUCUGCGAUAACGGAUGAAGCUUUCAUUGGUUUAGAGAGAUCACUCUGGGAAUUAGAAAUUAGCCACUGUGCCUUAACAAUUGUUCCAAACAGAGCGAUUCGAUAUUUACAAAAACUUAGGAGAUUAGACUUAACUGGAAACGAUAUCAAUAAAAUAUCUCCAGAAAAUUGGAGGGGCAUCGAGCAUUCUUUAGAAGUUCUAGUACUAGCAGAUAACGACAUCAACCACAUACCUAUAGAUACUUUUUCGGGACUGCCAAAUUUGGACACAAUAGACUUAAGAGGCAACAAUCUGAGGGAAAUCGAUCCUUCUGUCUUUAGAGACGGUCUAGGAAGACUAGCUUAUUUGAUUCUCGCUGAUAAUCAACUUAGUUCUAUACCGUACCAAGCUCUUCAGCCUUUGAGACUUUUAAAAACACUGGAUUUAAGCUUUAAUAGAAUCAAUAAAAUGGAGCCUGCAACAGAACCUGGUGUGCAGAUUAAUCUGAACUAUCAGUUAAAUUUGGACACUUUUAGGCUAGAUUACAACCAAAUUUCAAUUCUGGAACCAAUGUCAUUUCAGUACUUCAAUGUAUUGAAUAGAACUUAUUUGGAUGGAAAUCCUAUAAUCAAUUUAGAAGAAAAUGCAUUUCGACAAGCAAAAAUCAAAGAACUAUAUUUGCGGAGCUGUGGCCUGACACAAAUUAACCCAGCGGCAUUUGAAGGUUUAGAGAAAUACCUAGAAAUUUUAGAUCUUUCAGGCAACAACAUUUCUCUUUUGCCAGAAGCUGUUUUUCAUCCAUUCCAAUUGUUAAGGUCUCUGUCGUUAAGGGAUAAUACUUUGCAAAAAUUAAAUGCUAUUGAAGAUUUUAAUGGAUUUCAGUUUACUUUGUACAACUUGGAUUUAAGCGGCAAUGAUAAUGUUCCGAUCUCUCUUCAAGAUCUCAGAAGAUUGCGUAGCCUAAGGAGUUUGUCGAUAUCAAGACUAACACAGCCAACUUUAUCCGCUGACAACUUUUUGGAAUUUGGAAUUGACUUGGAAGAACUAAAAAUUAACUUUGCCAAUCUUCAAACUAUUAAAAAUAAUGCUUUUCAACACGUGCAUGGCUUAAAAUCUAUAGAUUUAUCUGAAAAUGCUAUUGGAACAAUUGAAAAUAAUGCUUUUACUGAUAUUGAUCACUCUCUGACCCAUUUGAAAAUAUCUCACGGUCUUUCUUCAUCGUUAACUAAUAUGCCAACGGAUGCAAUUAAAGUCCUCACGAAUUUAAAGGAACUCGAUUUGAGUAACAACAAGCUUAAAAUGAUGCCAGAUACAUCCUUCCACUCUUUGCGCCAAUUACAAAAGUUGGAGCUUCAAGAUAAUACUAUCGAAGUUAUUCACAAAGGAACUUUUCAGGGAGAUAUUCACGAAGAACUAGAAGAAAUAUAUUUAUCGUUCAAUUCCCUAAAGACUAUCAGUCAACACACCUUCGUCCACUUACCAAAACUUGAGCAACUGCUCUUAGAUGACAACAAAAUAGAAUCUUUGGAAAGAAGAGCAUUUAUGAACUUAGAAAAUAUCAAACGACUCAACCUGAAAGGCAACAAAAUAUCAUCGAUUUCUUUCGAAACGUUUCAAAAUCUGCCAGAACUGGAGGAUCUAGAUAUGUCUUAUAACAAAAUAAAAACUUUUGAGUUUACGAUGUUCGAUCAAGUGGGAACAUUGUCGAUAUUUUGCGUGAAUGUUAGUCAUAACAGUUUAACUGAGUUAUUGGUUAAUAUACCAAGUACUUUCGAAGGUGCAGUCUGUUCUUUUUGUGAAGGCAUCGGAAGUGUUCAUUCCAACAUCAAGCGUUUGGAUUUGUCGUACAAUAACAUUUCUGCGAUUUCUAAACAAUUCUUCAGGCCCGUUGAAUUGUCAUUGACGCAUCUUUAUCUGUCACAUAAUAAACUUUUGAACGCCAGCAGGGAUGUGUUCGGAAGCUUGAGGCACUUACAAUGGCUCGAUAUCUCGCAUAAUGGAAUGUAUGAGAUGGAUUUUGACAUGUUUAGAAAUACGAAAAAACUACAGGUCCUACUAGCAUCGCACAACAAAAUUGCAGAUGUAGCAAAUGAUUUAUUCAGAUUCUUAAGCAACUUAAGAAUCGUAGAUUUGUCUCAUAAUCGACUACGAGCGCUGCCAGACAACCUAUUCCGCGAAGAAGGUCUCGAGAGGUUAGAUCUAUCACACAAUAUGCUAAGCAAACUGCCCUUAAACAGCAUGUCUGUUUCUACUGCCAUAACGGUAUGUGAACUUGAUCUGUCUUGGAAUAGUAUAUCUUCUCUAUCGCAUGGAGGCCUGCUGACUAGGUUUAGAAGUUUGAGUUUUUUGGAUUUAUCUUAUAACAGAUUAGCAUCAGUUGAUGCUGGUACGUUUAAAGGUUUACCUAAAUUGUCUGCUCUGGAUUUGAGCCAUAAUAGCCAAUUGGUGUUUGAACCAAAUGGAUUAAGCUUUCAAGGACUAGAGUAUACUCUGUACCAUCUUUUAUUAAACAACAUUUCUUUAUCACAGGUACCAACAUUACCAACACCGCAUUUAAUAUCACUAUCACUUUCUUAUAAUUCAUUGCCGACAGUUCCUCCAGAGAUGACAACUAAUUUGACGAAACUUCAGCGAUUGAACUUGGAUCACAAUGAUUUAACUACCAUUCCAAUAGUAACUCAUCAGCUUGAUGAGUUGAGAUAUUUCUCAAUCGCAGGAAACCCUGUAACUUUUCUAAGUAAUACAAGUUUGCUAGGCGUUGCUGAUCAUUUAGUCGAACUGGACAUAAAAAAUCUUGAACUUACUACAUUAGAGACAGGGGUAUUUUGUAAGAUGUAUUCACUGCGAACUUUGAAAAUGGACCAAUUUCCUAAUAUAAAAAAUUUAAAUAUUCCCAGUCUACUUCAGUUUAACACUGGAUUAAGAAAUCUUGAAAUUCAUAUUGAUGCACCCACUGAAGAUAAUUUAGAAAAACAAAUGACUGGAGAGUUGCCUUUAAAGUUAAGAAACAUAACAUUUACAGGGAAAGGCCUUAAGAAAUUAGGAAGCAAUGUAUUAAAUGGAAUUAGAAGUCCAGUAUUUCACUUUGGAGUGCAUAACACAAGCAUAAUGAAAAUAGCAGCCAACAUUUUUGAUGACCUUGAUAGGGUGAAGAACUUGACAGUUGAUGUAAGGAACAACCAAGUACUUCAAAAUCUACUGAACCCUUCACGAGGAAACAUACCUAAUCUUUAUGGAAAAACGUUUUUAAUUGAUUUGGAUAUCACUGGAAAUAAAUGGACAUGUGAUUGCGACCUAGGGUGGGUUGAAGUCUGGCUCCGAAAACGCCGGCAGUACCUAUGCGGAGACAGUCCUCCUGUCGCAGCGUCUUUUACUGACCCCAAGUACACUUGCAGACACGUCGAUGACGAUUUACGGACCGCUUUAUGCCAUAACAAGAACAAUCAAACUGUCAUUGAUGUGUUGAAAAGCGACAUUGAAUGCGGUUGGAGCUUUGCCCCACAUAUAUCCGAACUACCUGUCUUACUUUUGGUCUUUAUUGUUUCUACGUUACAGUUAAUUUAAACAUUGUUUAUUUUGUGAUAUAAUUAUUGUUUAACAUUUAAACCCAAUUUUAUGACUGACACCAAAAUAAUUACUUGUUUAUAUUUCAUUAACUAAACAUUAACUAACUUUCAUUUAAUGUCUAAGUAAAAUAAUAUACUAUUAUUUAUUUCAGUAUUCUAUUUAUACUAAAAAACAGAAUUUCACCCAUAAAAGUUGUAGAGUUUAAAUGGACACAUAAGUACUUCAUUUAACGCGCUAAGUAAUUCAGAAACUAAGUAUUUAUUUUAUAUAAUUUUAUUUAACAUGUAAGAAUUUCCAAAUUAGUUACUUAUAUUAUAAUAGUCCACAAAUAACAGUUAAAUUGUAGGCUAUGUUCAUAUUUUUUUUACAAUUGACCUUUUUUUCUCCUUUUUGGCUACGGUUAUGUUCGUUUUGUUUAUUUUGUAUUUGUACGAAGUUUUCUUUCUAUAAUUUCAACUAUAAAAAUACAAAUAUUUCUAUCAGCAUCACGCAUUGAAAAUAUUUAAACUAUACGUUGCUAAUAAUAUGCAUUUUAUCAAGACUUGUCGCUUUGACAUUUUUUGAUAAUCGUAUGGCUUGUGUUACCUGAGAAUGUGAUUACGGGUCCGUCGCAGUUAGUAAUAUCCGGAGGUGAACUAAUCGAAUAGGUUCGUAAUGUAAUUUUCUCAUUUUUUAAGUUUGUCCUCUACUUCAAAUAUUAAUUUACCAUGUUCAUCAUGUAGCAGUGCAGUUUGUCUCUUAUUGAAUAUACCAGCCGUUUCUUUCACUUUUUUAUACAUUAUGUAUCCAUUUUUUAGUUCUUCAAUUUCAUACACUGUUUGGCUAGAUGUGGACCUUUUGCUCCGUGUAUUUUAUGUCGAAUUUCCUAUUGUACACUUUUAUAAAAUUUUUCUUUGUUUUUUGCUAGUCGCAGUUGCUCAAAUAAAUCCAAUUAUGUUUGAGCUGCCUUUUAAAUCCCUUUUACAAAUUUUCCUUAACUGUUGUUAUAAUUUUUGCAUAUUAACGACCUCAGAGGCCAUGCCGUCUCGAGAUGGUCUUCUCCUACCGGAUCUUGGGUUCCAAAAUCCAUGAUCAUUAAUGUUUUGACAGAAAUUAUUUAAAGCCAUGAUAGUUAAAACUAGGAAUCCCAACAGGCCUUUACUGCAGUAGUUUUUCUUUGCUUUCUUCAUCCUUAUGCAGUUGACUUAUUUAUAGUUCAUCCUCCUUAGGAACCGAUUUUUCAAUUUCAGGACAAAAACAAACAACCAUUUUCUACCACUUACCAACUUAUCCGCCCGUAUUCGUUUGGCAGCAAGUGGGACCGGUAAAUUUCUGGCUGUUGUUUUCACUUUUCUGGUGUUAAAGUACAAAUAUAUUGUGAACACAAGAUUUGUCAGAACGGAAUUUACUCUGAUUUUCUACUUCUUUCUUAUAUUUCUUCGUAUUUCUUCUUAUUCUUCCAUCUUGUAUGUAGGCUUUAAAGCAACUUUCUGGAUAUUGUGUUUGUAGUUAUAUUCAAUAGGCUUUCUUCUUGGUAUUUACCAACUCUCUUAUUUCUUGUGACCGCCACAUGGAUCUUGGUUUUGCUAAUUUUCCAUAUAUGCUAUGGUUUUUUGCUGCAUUAUGUACACAAUCUAUUAUUUAUCCCAUUUUCAAAUCCUAUAAUGUAUCACACCUAUAGGUAUAUUCAUGUCUGAAGAAAGUAUAUUAAAGGCUUUUUAUUACAGUCCAAUCAGUUAAAAUAACACAAAGCAGAUUUUCCAGUCCACUCUAGCUUCAUGAAAAGUGUUAUAUUUUGAACAAUAAGUACUAAAUUUCUAGAAAACAGUAUUUGUCGUGUUUGCAGAAGUAGCAAGCGUGCUAAACAAUAUUUUCAAUAAGUCAAGCUAGGUAUCUGCCAUCGUUAAAAUAUAUGAUAUUCAAUACUGCCUUUGUAAAUAUCUGCCACAUGAAGACUAUUUAUUUCUAACGUUAAGUGUUACAAAACAAACAAAAAAUAACAAGUAGUUUAAAUUAGUAUUUUUAUAUUACUAUUUAUCUUUCACACAAUCAUAAAUCAAAACAACAUAACUUUCUGAUACACAUAAUUCAAGGAGGUAGAUUCCUGUAAUUUAAAUUAUCUUCCGAAAUGUCACCAUAGAUGUCGUUAAAUUACAUGUUUUAUUUACAAUAUUACAAUAACCAAUGUACAUUUUUAAAUUAAUACAAACAAUACAUAAAAAGCAUUUUCAUUAAUAUCCUAUAACCUACUAAAACAUUAAUUUAGUCCUUUU